This is a messenger RNA of Porites lobata, 498 nucleotides long. The record is from the annotation of a GenBank genome assembly. NCBI's taxonomy places the organism in Eukaryota, Metazoa, Cnidaria, Anthozoa, Scleractinia, Poritidae.
CAGUUCCACGCUUUGCGUAGUGAAAGCGUAACAAUUUUUAAGGCCGCUUCGGAAAAAGUUAUUCAAGAUGUUGCCAUGUGCGCAAAUAUCUUAAAGCAAACAUGCGAAAUACUAAUUUUCAUCCAUGAAAGAGGUUUCUUGCACAACGAUCUGAAGAGCAAUAAUGUUGUGGUUGACGGAUCGGAAAACAAGCCCGUAAUUAUCGAUUUUGGAAAAAGCUGCAAGAUUGUUAAAGCCAGGUUACGUAAACCUGAGGUGCACAUUGAUAAAUCGAUGAACAAAUUUCCGCACAUCGCACAGGAAAUACAUCGCGGUGAAAGGCAGUCCAUCGCUAGCGACGUGUUUUCGUUUGGCUAUCUGGUCACUCGUUUAUUUAAAGACGCUAAGCUAGAACCUCCACCAGUCCUGAAGGAAGUGGCUGCAAAAUGUCAGAGGUCAAUCCCAGGAAAACGUCCUAAACUGCUCGACUUUUUCACCAUCCUGACUAAAUUAUCAUAA